UGCGGGACUGAAGUACCAUGAACAAGAGUUCUGUGAUGACACCCAUUAUGAGUCCAUAAAGCCGAUCGACUCAAUAGCGAUUGUAGGUCAGCAUUCAUAUGGAUAACUACACUUGAACGAACAACCACAAUCACUGUGCUCAAAUGAUAGAACAGGGGAGCGAAGACAGAGUAAAAACAUUGGCGACUGAGGGUGCUCGGAGUGUCUUCUCAGGCAGUACCGUUACCUUCACCGCCAUAUUUGCUAACGAUAGGUAAUGAAAUCGAACCAAUAACCAUAACUAUUCUGGGACAUAAACUGCAAAGUACGAUGAAUAUACAUCGAGGAUUACAAAUUACAAUAUGUACGACCUUAAGAUUUGAGAUUGGUCAUAUUUCUGCAAAGUUAUCGCUUUAACAAUGAGGUUGCAUUGCAAACAAACGAAGAAAAAACAAAGCGAAAACUUUACACCUCUUGCAAGCGCCGAGAUGACUGCGAGGAAGGUCAUCUCGGCCGGCACAGUACCCGCAAAUAAGCCGGCACAGUACCGUAUAAAAGCCGUCCGGGAGCCGGGGUUCGGCAGAGAGCAGGCAGCAGUCGAGCGGACCACUCACAACACGUCCUCUGACAACAUGAACUUCAAACUGGUGCUGACACUGCUGGUGGCUCUGGUCGGAGUCGCCGUCGGAUCCGGCUCGUACUACGGAGGCAGAUCCUUCAGCCGUUUCCCGAGCAGACGAGGCGGUGGAUACUACCGCGGAAACAGCGGCGGCGGAUACCAUCCCGGGAGCGGUGGAUACUACCACGGAAACAGAGGCGGUGGGGGCGGAUACUACCGCGGAAACGGCGGCGGCGGCGGAUACUACCGCGGAAACGGCGGCGGCGGCGGAUACUACCGCGGAAACCGCGGCGGUAGCAGUCAUUACGGCUAACACAGCGGUGGUGGAUAUGAGUUCGGACGCAGAGUCUACGGAUAGAACCUUUGUCGUUACUACGGACGCCCUCGUGGACAGGGUCUUUGCUACAGACACACCCAUAAUGGGUCCCGUGGAACCAUUAUGUAUGACUGAUCAAACGUAUUGCUGUACCGUUCAUAACCAUCGGUGUGUAAUAUAAUACAAGCUUUGGGAAUAUUUCUU
Messenger RNA from Amphibalanus amphitrite, 1118 nucleotides. RefSeq names its product DEAD-box ATP-dependent RNA helicase 52A-like. The record is from RefSeq and is a predicted model, not a curated record. Bases 399 to 911 code for a protein of 170 amino acids. Lineage: Eukaryota; Metazoa; Arthropoda; Thecostraca; Balanomorpha; Balanidae. The transcript is spliced from 2 exons.